Messenger RNA from Thermochaetoides thermophila DSM 1495, 2244 nucleotides. Its product is annotated as putative actin-related protein. Bases 1 to 2244 code for a protein of 747 amino acids. The transcript is spliced from 3 exons. The record is from RefSeq and is a predicted model, not a curated record. Lineage: Eukaryota; Fungi; Ascomycota; Sordariomycetes; Sordariales; Chaetomiaceae. Gene Ontology annotation, cellular component: Ino80 complex. Gene Ontology annotation, biological process: double-strand break repair; regulation of DNA-templated transcription.
AUGGUGGGAAAAGUGAGCGAGCGUGUGCUUGCCAGGGAAGGGCUGGAACGCACCGACAAUGGCAUGAGGCAAACAAGCUGGCCUGAGGUGCAGCCCAUUAACCAAAAGAACUAUUAUACUGAUUAUAUGAAGCGCGAUGAUCAGAUCCUGUCGCUGCGCCUCCAGAACGAGGCCAACCGGGAACGACUUGUUAAGACGGCUCAAGACCGUGAUCGCGCCCUCAACACUAACACGAAUGGCGAAGUUCCGCUGCCACUUGACGAGCUCCAGGAGGAUGCUCCCCCGGCGCCAUCGGCAGCCAUGGACCCCUCUAAGAUUAUCGUCAUCCAUCCAGGCAGCCAAAACUUACGCAUCGGUUUUGCCAGCGACGCCCUGCCGAAGACCAUCCCUAUGGUCCUCGGUACCCAGUAUUCCCAGACUGAGUCUGAGAUGCACGAAGCCCUGCCACGACGGCAAUUUGAAGGUCGUACAAUGGAGCAGCAGUAUGGGGAAGAAUGGGUCAAGAAAUACCAGAAGAUGUGUAGUGACCUAAAAGUCACAAUGCGUGCCAACAAGCUGAAGGUGCUGCCCAACUCCAAGGAUCUCGUGGUCAACUUCAACCGCCGCACCGAGCCCGAGAUUAUUUCUCAGCACAACGAUCCGCUGCAGGUCGAGUGGACGAACGUCAACAAGGCCCCCGAAGAUGGGACAACCCAGAAGGUCUUCAUCGGGCAGCAGGCUCUCCGAAUUGCGGAGGACUCGAGCCCAAAGUAUAAACUUUGGUGGCCAAUCCAGCAUGGCUGGUUGAACGAGGAUGACUAUCCCACCAGGGCACAUCUGUUUGACGACCUCGAAAUGCUGCUUGACCGUGCUCUUCGGCGGGAGCUGGGUUUGACGAAGAAGGCAGACUGGAAACAGUACAGCUGCGUUAUCGUCAUUCCAGAUCUGUACGACAAGCGCUACGUCGAGCUUCUCCUUCAUCUCUGCAUCGAAUUCUUCGAUUUGUCACGGGUCGCAUUUAUCCAAGAGAGUAUGGCGGCUACCUUUGGCGCCGGCUAUACCCAGGCUUGUGUGGUCGACGUUGGAGCACAGAAAACCUCCAUCUCAUGUGUGGAGGAUGGCCUUGUCAUUGAAGACUCGAGGGUUAACCUCAAGUAUGGUGGCUACGACGUCACCGAGACCUUUAUCAAGAUGAUGCUCUAUGACAACUUCCCAUACCAAGACAUCAACCUCCGCAGACGACAUGACUUCUUGCUGGCAGAAGAGCUGAAGAUGAAGUACUGUACCCUUUCUCAGGCCAACAUCUCGGUACAGGCCUUCGACUUCCACUUGCGCGCUCCGAAUCAGCCAACGCGCAAGUACCAGUUUAAGUUUUAUGAUGAGGUCAUCCUCGCCCCGAUGGGAUUCUAUGACCCAUCUAUCUUCGACAACUCUACGAAGCUGCGUGGUCGGCGAAAGUUGAUUGACCGCUCAUACAAUGCCUAUGACGUUGACAUGCCCGACGACCCAACCUCAUCGGCACAAUUAGCCAUCCUCGCUAUGGUCCAGCCGUCUCUGGCUGCUCCAACAGCAACAGCCAGCUUCAACGGCGACCCAACCGCCACCCCCAGCAAAGAGCGCACUCAGCCUUUCAACUUUCUCUCCCGACCUGAUGCUACUGGCACGCCUGGCACGUCAAAAGCCCCAUCUCCUGCACCAGACGGCGCCAGCACGCCCGUUCCAGGCCCGUAUAUCUUUGGCGCUUCCUCUCGCGAAGCCAAUGGGGGCAGCCCAGCGCCCAGCGGUCGCAACGGCGGCACGCCAGCCCCAGCUAACGGCACGACCGUGCUCCCAGCCACGUCCUUUGAUAACCCGACCUCGCAACAGCCCCAGCAGCGAAGCGCCAAGGAAAUCGCUGCCGAACGGGACGCCGUACUGCCCAUCGCCCCCCUAGACGUGGCCAUCCUGACCAGCAUCCAACAUGCAGCUAAGGGCGACGAGAAGAAGGUGCGCGAGCUGGUCGGCAGCAUCAUGGUUGUGGGCGGCGGGGCCAAGAUCCCGCACUUUGCGCCGUUCCUGGAGGAAAAAUUGAAGAUACGACGUCCCGACUUGGCUGACCGCAUCCUGGUCAGCCGCAGUGCGCGCGAGAUGGACGAGCAAGUUGUCGUGUGGAAGGGGGCGAGCGUGUUUGCGAAGUUGUCAACCAAUGAUUCUUGGGUGACAAACUAUGAAUAUAAAAUGCUGGGCUCGAGAUGCAUCUACAUGAAGCUUUUAUGGCACUAUUAA